AAUGUACAUUUUUCCUAGUUUUUUCAAUGGCGACUGGGCUUACAUCACUUCCUUUUCUGGUUACUCUCUACUUCAUCCAUAAGAUUCCAUUGAUGCUUGCUCAAAAUGACCAGUUCAUCUACAAUGGCUUCCAUCAAGCAAAUCUGCAUCUUGAUGGAACCGCUCGAAUCCACCCCAAUGGUCUAUUGCAACUCACCAACAAUUCAGAACUACAAGUUGGUUAUGCUUUCUACCAACUUCCUCUAAAAUUCAAUGCUUCUUCGGGUUUAACUCAGUCUCUUUCAUUUUCCACAAACUUUGUAUUCGCAAUAGUUCCUGAAACACCAUCGAAAGGUGGCCAUGGAAUUGCCUUCACCAUCAGUCCCUCGUGGAAAUUCACCAAUGCUGUAGCCAGCAAUUAUCUAGGACUCUUGAAUGUCUCAAAUAAUGGCCUUUCAACAAACCACUUAUUAGCCAUUGAGCUUGACACUAUAGAGGGUCAAGAAUUUCAAGAUAUAGACAACAACCAUGUGGGAAUCAAUGUGAACAGCAUGAAAUCAAUUGAAUCAGCUACCGCAACCUACUUUUCUGAUCAAGAAAGAAAGAAUAUAAGCUUGAAGCUAGUAAGUGGCAACCCAAUGCAUCUUUGGAUAGACUACGAUGAAACAGAAAAACUAUUGAAGGUAACACUAGCCCCAACCAGCAUCCCAAAACCAAAUCGGCCUCUCCUGUCAACACACAUCAAUAUGUCUCAAAUUCUCUUGGAAUCCAUGUUUGUUGGUUUCUCCGCAGCCACUGGUACAGUUACAAGUGACCACUACAUUCUUGGAUGGAGCUUUAAUAAAAGUGGACAAGCACAAAGCCUCGAUGUUUCGAAGCUUCCUCAACCUCCCCAACAGAGGAAAAGUAAAGAUAAACGGGGAAAAAUUAUCAAGAUUUUAAUCAUAGCAGUAGUGGUUGUACUGAUAUUGGUUACUGGAGCUAUUUUCAUUUUGAGGAGGAAGAAAUAUGCAGAAAUGCUAGAAGAUUGGGAAAACGAGUAUGGUCCUCACAGGUUCAGCUACAAGAAUCUCUAUAAAGCAACCAAAGGUUUCUCAAACAAAGAGCUUCUUGGAGAAGGGGGAUUUGGAAAGGUUUAUAAAGGAACACUUCGUUCUUCCAAUAUACAGAUUGCAGUCAAGAAAGUCUCCCAUGAUUCCAAACAAGGGAUGAAGGAAUUUGUGGCUGAGAUCAUUAGCAUGGGUAGGCUGAGGCAUAGGAACUUGGUGCAGCUCCUAGGAUAUUGCCGGCGAAAGGGUGAACUCCUCUUGGUCUAUGAUUAUAUGCCCAAUGGAAGCCUUGACAAGUUCUUAUAUGGCAAUGAAAAACCAAAUCUUAACUGGCUUCAACGAUUUCAAAUCCUCAAAGGAGUAGCAUCUGGCCUUCUCUACCUCCAUGAAGAGUGGGAACAAGUUGUUCUACAUAGAGAUGUAAAAGCAAGCAAUGUUCUAUUAGAUGUCGAAUUAAAUGGAAGGCUAGGAGAUUUUGGCCUUGCCAGAUUAUGCGACCAUGGUGCCAAUCCCCAAACCACCAAUGUGGCUGGAACUGUGGGUUAUUUGGCUCCCGAGCUUACUAGAACAGGAAGGGCAACCACUUGCACUGAUGUGUUUGCUUUUGGGGCUUUCAUGCUUGAAGUGGCUUGUGGAAGAAGGCCAAUAGAGAUACAAUGUCUGCCUGCAGAGAUGAUUCUGGUUGAUUAUGUCUUUCAAUGCUGGAGAAAAGGAGCCAUCCUGGAUGCUAGUGAUCCUAGAUUGGAAGGUAGUUAUGUAAAAGAGGAAAUGGAAUUGGUUUUGAAACUAGGCCUGUUUUGCUCACAGUCAAUGCCAGCAGCUAGGCCUAGCAUGAGGCAAGUGAUGCAGUUUUUAGAUGGUGAUGCUGAUCUGCCGGAGUUGCCACAUGACGAUGCUUGUUUUGGUACAUCUACAAAUAGUGAAGCAUAUGGUUUAUCGCUAUUUCCUUCAUCUAGCAUGGGUUCUGCUCCUUCCAUGUUUAGCACUGAUUCAAUCCUCAGAAGUGGUCGUUGAAUUAGCUGUACAACAUGCUAUGGGCAGAAUAGAUCAUGCAUCUUUGCUUAGUACCAAAACAUUCAGUGGCACACAGAGCUAGAGAUGGGAGGUAUGCAAUUUCUUUCACUUACUAAAUAAACUGAUAUUAGGUAGUAGACUACUUAAGCUCUAUGUAGUACUACAACUCAACAAGAUUAACUCAGCUGUUGCAAGCUUUAUAGAUCAAUAUUUAUGUAGUGUAUUGCAAAAAAAAAAAACAGAUUGCGUGGU
Messenger RNA from Quercus robur (English oak), 2294 nucleotides. Its product is annotated as L-type lectin-domain containing receptor kinase IV.2-like. The transcript has a single exon. Gene Ontology annotation, cellular component: plasma membrane. The record is from RefSeq and is a predicted model, not a curated record. Gene Ontology annotation, biological process: protein phosphorylation. Gene Ontology annotation, molecular function: protein kinase activity; carbohydrate binding; ATP binding. NCBI's taxonomy places the organism in Eukaryota, Viridiplantae, Streptophyta, Magnoliopsida, Fagales, Fagaceae. Bases 27 to 2042 code for a protein of 671 amino acids.